AUGGCCCAAGCCGCAACUGCUCCCACCGCCACCGGCGACUCAUCAUUAGAGAGACUAUCCAGCCGGUACCGUGGGGCGACAGUAGAGGAUCUGGAACCCCCCGCCGCCCUCUCCGUUAGCCCCUCCGACCCCAUCUCCCACGCCCUCAUGAACGCCUUCGAACGCGACUACACCCACCUCACCGUCGUCUCCCAAGAAAACCGCGCCCUCCUCGGCUACCUCAGCAUCCCCCGCCUCAAGGACCAGCUCCAGCACGGCAAGGUCCAGGAGACCGACGCGGUGGAGCAGGCGAUGACGCGGUUCCGACGGAAGGGUAAGGUGUAUAAGGUCAUUACGAUGGACACGCCGCUGGAGGAGCUGCAGGGAUUCUUCGAGGGGGGUGCGGACGGACGGACACCGGAGGAUUUCGCGGUGGUGACGGAUGGGGGGAGGCGGUUCGUGUUGGGGGUGGCGACGAAGGAGGAUUUGGAGGAUUUUCUGAGGAGGAGACCAGCGUGA
Eremomyces bilateralis CBS 781.70 is the source of this 498-nucleotide messenger RNA. RefSeq lists its product as uncharacterized. Lineage: Eukaryota; Fungi; Ascomycota; Dothideomycetes; Eremomycetales; Eremomycetaceae. The record is from RefSeq and is a predicted model, not a curated record. The transcript is spliced from 2 exons. Bases 1 to 498 code for a protein of 165 amino acids.